Molecule: messenger RNA, 3239 nt
Organism: Kogia breviceps (pygmy sperm whale)
Lineage: Eukaryota; Metazoa; Chordata; Mammalia; Artiodactyla; Physeteridae
Source: RefSeq, a predicted model, not a curated record
UGCUACUGUGUAUACACAACCAGGGAGCAGACCCACGAGCACAUUUAAAGCAGCCUUUUUAACCCCGAGACUUUCCAAGACCUCCUCUCCACGCAGGAACUUUCCUCCUCUGUUGUCAGAUCGAGCAGGCUGCUCUUGUCAUCAGACCCGAGCUAGGCUCCCUGCCGCACGGUAGAGAGGCUUCCUUAAGACAUUUGUCCUUGAAACUGCACCAAACUCUUGGAAGAACCCAGAACGUAAAAAUGUAUGUGAAGAAUUACUGCAUGCCUGGCAUAGGAUGAUCAAUAAAUAAUAACACGAUGGUGGUGGUGGUCGUGGUGGUGUGAUGACAGAGGUGCUGAUGCUGAUCGGUGAGGUGUACGUACCACAGAUGAGCCCAGGACUGUACACGAGUCCCCAGAGCUUUAGUUUGGAUUGCCCUGCUUUCUUUCCCACACGAGAGAGGGAGUCAGAAUGUCGGUGAGCAAGAGUUGUGCCAUUAUAAGUGCCUCUACACUCACUUAAAUUAAAAAGAAAAUCAUCAGCAGACUUUAGUACUUUGUUACUGGUAACAAAUUACUGGCAACGUACCAGUUGGCCUAGAAGAUGCCAUCUUCCCUGGAGAAACAUGAUUUGGAAAGGUGCUUUACAUCCCAGACCUGGAACUAUUGAGUACAUGGGUUUGAAUUCUGGAUCAGCCAACUCACGAGCUGUGAUGACCUAUGGAAGUAACUGAACCACUCUUAAUCUCUAUUCCCUCAUCUUUCAUUGGAGUCAUAGUGGUACCCACCUCAUACUGUUGUUGUGAGGAUUAAAUGAGUUAACACGUGAAAAGUACUAAGAAAAAUGUCUGGCACACAAAUCCAGGCUGGGCACUGGAGAGACUCCUGUGCCUUCUUGGCGCUUUAGCGUCCUGGGGUCCACCAGAUGCUCUAGUGUCUUCCCCAGACAGUUGCCUGAUGCUCCCAUGAUAUGUCCGCCUGGCGCUCUGUUUGUAAAGCAGAUGGAGUUCCCUUCCAAGAGAUUCUUCCUGCUCUGCAUGUCUGUUUUGAAGAUUUGGGUUUUGGACAAAAUUUGGUGUGAAGCUGUAUCUCCACCUCUCAUGCGUACCUCUGAAUGGAAAAAUAACCUUUGACAACGUUCAGUUCUUUAUGAAGAUCGCUGUUAGCGCGUCGCCUGACGGAUGGCGUGUUAUGUGGGAGAAUUCAUUUGAACAGACUUUCUAUCGAAGGCUGAAUACACCCCCAAAUCACAAUGGUAAUCAGAGCCAGCCGCCUCAUUUCUGAUGAUUUUACAAAUCAGUUGGGCUUCAGAGAUGCGUCCACAUGACACUGUGCCCACACUGAGUUGUUUUGGCUGCAGGGAUGGCUGCUUUUCUCUCUCUCAUUUUGCUUUCCAGCUGCAUUUCACUUUAUAAAACCACAGCUCUGCAGAAACUGCCCUUGUCACCCUUCAGUUGCAUCCCUGUCCAUGAGUGCAGCAUCAGGAUGAGCGGACACUCUCUGUUUGGCCGGAGUGGGGAAGGAUACACUCCAGAGCUGACAAUUUACUGGUUCAUCAGUGAAACAAUAUUGCAUUAUGAAGAUGUAAGAAAAAAAUCCUACGCUAACGUUGCAGUUUGAAAGGCUUCUCUGCAGAAUGUCAAACAAAGAUCGACACAUUGAUUCCAGCUGUUCGUCCUUCAUCAAGACGGAACCCUCCAGCCCAGCCUCCCUGACGGACAGCGUCAACCACCACAGCCCAGGUGGCUCUUCAGACGCCAGCGGGAGCUACAGUUCAACCAUGAAUGGCCAUCAGAACGGACUUGACUCGCCACCUCUCUACCCUUCUGCUCCUAUCCUAGGAGGGAGUGGGCCUGUCCGGAAACUGUACGAUGACUGCUCCAGCACCAUUGUUGAAGACCCUCAGACCAAGUGCGAAUACAUGCUCAACUCGAUGCCCAAGAGACUGUGUUUAGUGUGCGGUGACAUCGCGUCCGGGUACCACUAUGGGGUAGCAUCCUGUGAAGCCUGCAAGGCGUUCUUCAAGAGGACGAUUCAAGGUAAUAUAGAAUAUAGCUGCCCUGCCACGAAUGAAUGUGAAAUCACAAAGCGCAGACGUAAAUCCUGCCAGGCUUGCCGCUUCAUGAAGUGUUUAAAAGUGGGCAUGCUCAAAGAAGGAGUGCGUCUUGACAGAGUACGUGGAGGUCGGCAGAAGUACAAGCGCAGAAUAGAUGCGGAGAACAGCCCAUACCUGAACCCUCAGUUGGUUCAGCCAGCCAAAAAGCCAUUGCUCUGGUCUGAUUCUGCAGAUAACAAGAUUGUCUCACAUUUACUGGUGGCUGAACCGGAGAAGAUCUAUGCCAUGCCUGACCCUACUGUCCCCGACAGUGACAUCAAAGCCCUCACUACACUGUGCGACUUGGCCGAUCGAGAAUUGGUGGUUAUCAUUGGAUGGGCGAAGCACAUUCCAGGCUUCUCCACGCUGUCCCUGGCGGACCAGAUGAGCCUUCUGCAGAGUGCUUGGAUGGAAAUUUUGAUCCUUGGUGUCGUGUACCGAUCUCUUUCCUUUGAGGAUGAACUUGUCUAUGCAGACGAUUAUAUAAUGGAUGAAGACCAGUCUAAAUUAGCAGGCCUUCUUGACCUAAAUAAUGCUAUCCUGCAGCUGGUAAAGAAAUACAAGAGCAUGAAGCUGGAGAAAGAAGAAUUUGUCACCCUCAAAGCAAUCGCUCUUGCUAAUUCAGACUCCAUGCACAUAGAAGACGUCGAAGCUGUUCAGAAGCUUCAGGAUGUCUUGCAUGAGGCCUUGCAGGAUUACGAGGCCGGCCAGCACAUGGAGGACCCUCGCAGGGCCGGCAAGGUGCUGAUGACGCUGCCGCUCCUGAGGCAGACCUCUACCAAGGCCGUGCAGCAUUUCUACAACAUCAAACUGGAAGGCAAAGUCCCCAUGCACAAACUGUUUUUGGAAAUGCUGGAGGCCAAGGUCUGACUAAAAGCUUCCCCGGGCAUCCUAUCCUGCACGCCGAAAAAGGGAAAAAUAAACCCAAGAGUGAUGUCAAAAAAACUUAGAGUUUAGUUAACAACAUCAAAAAUCAAGUAAGACUGCACUGAGAAUUUAGCAGCAAGACUAUGAAGCAGCUUUCAGAUUCCUCUGUAUCCUCCUGAUGAGUUUUUUUUCUACCUUAAUCUCAUCUUUUCUCCGUUUCUUUUGCUCUUUAUUUUUUUUUUUUUUCUCCCGCCCUGUCCUCUUUCUCCUUCGUUUCUUGCUUCCUUCAUUGCUGG